ACUGUGUCUGUUGUCAUUUGAUCGAUUCAUUUUUAGAUAUACUUUGUCUUUACGCAAAAUUUUUGAUUCGGUUUCGUGCUUUCGCAUUCUUUCUUGUUCAUCUUUUUCUUGAUUUUGUUCGGACACACCAUCAGUGUCUUCUGGUCUGUUUUAAUCCUGUAUUGAAUCAUAUAGUUAUACAAAAAGGAGGAAAAGAAGAAAACCAAUUCAUUUCCAAUCUCGAAUUAAAUCGUGCAUCCAACUGGUGUCCAAUAUGGAGACAUGUUUGGCUAAUGCUGCAAACUUUACAGCUGCAAUGGGUGAUUCUUCUGCGAAUGUCUUCAUAUAUCUGAUACAAACGCUUUUAAUGGCGCAAUGUAGCUUGAACGAUGAUAUUUAUCCUCCAGACCGUUCAGAAGAAAUUGCGAUUUCCGAUACAGAAUUUGAUUUCGUAAUCGUGGGUGGUGGAAGCGCCGGAUCUGUGCUGGCCAAUCGUUUGAGCGAAAUAGAAAACUGGAAGAUAUUACUGAUCGAAGCUGGUGAAAAUCCCUCACUGUUUAGUGAAGUUCCUGGGCUUUUUCCCUCACAAUUACAAUCACCGGAGGAUUAUGCCUACAAUGUUGAAAAUGAGAAAUUCGCUUGCCAAGGUUAUAAAAACAAGACGUGUAAAUGGUCAAAAGGCAAAGCUCUUGGUGGCUCUUCGACGCUAAAUGCCAUGCUUUAUAUUUACGGUAGUGAUGAAGAUUACAAUGAAUGGUCCCGCAUGGGUAACGAAGGCUGGAGUUAUGAUCAAGUUCUGCCAUACUUUAAGAAAUCUCAAAGCUGCGGUCAUGAACGUAACGACAUGUGGCAAAGCAAAUAUUGCGGUUAUGGAGGACCGUUGCGUAUCAGAUAUUACAAUUAUAGCCAACCAGAUGUAUAUGAAAUGAUUUUUAACGCCGCUCGCGACUUAGGUGUGCCUAUUCUAGAUACCAUCAACAGUGACAAAUUUGUCGGAUACGGCAUAGCUCAAGGAACUUUGGAUAAAGGUCGUAGAAUGAGCGUCUCGAAAGCCUAUCUGUCGCCGAUCAGGAAUAGGAGCAAUCUUUACGUGAUGAAGUCCACUCGAGCUGACGCUAUUCUUUUGGAUAAUACUCGAGCAAUCGGGGUUCGCGUGACUUUAAAGAAUAAAAAAUCGAUCAACAUAAAAGUCUCAAAAGAGGUAAUCCUAUCGGCUGGUAGCAUCGCCAGUCCGCAACUCUUAAUGCUUUCCGGUAUUGGGCCCGAAAAGCAUCUACGCGAAAUGGGAAUAUCUAGUGUUGUUGAUUUACCUGUCGGCAAAAAUCUUCAAGAUCAUGUUACGUGGUACGGCUUACAUUUAAUCUAUAAGAAUGAGAGCGCGACACCAAAACCAUCAUCUAAGUACAUUCUAGACAUAGCUUACAAGUACUUAUUGUACAAUCAAGGACCUUUGGCAAGUAGCAGUGGCUACGAUCUCAUGGGUUUCGUCAAUGUACAUGAUUUAGAAGCAAAAUAUCCCGACAUUCAAUUUAUUCAUCUCCAUAUAUCGCAAUGGCAUGAGUACGAGAUGAUAAAUAUUCUUAACAGCUUGCACAUAGAUACAGAGAUAGCUCGGGAGAUGGCGCAAAUUUUGACAGAAGCAGACAUACUUCAACCUUUAUCAGUUCUUUUAAAACCGAAGAGCGUUGGUGAAAUAUUGUUACGUAGCAAAAAUCCAGCGGAUCCUGUUAGAAUCUACGCCAAUUAUUUCUCCGAGCAGAAAGAUGUAGACACAAUGUUGAAAUCCUUGGACUUUUUAAAGAAGAUGCUCAACACCGAGACGUUCAAACGUCACAAAGUGCGGCUGCGUCAUCUGGACAUUCCUGAUUGUCGUUACGUAAAACCUGAUUCCGAUGAAUAUUGGAGAUGUAACUUGCGACAUAUGUCGUCCACGCUUUUCCAUCCCGUAGGAACAGCAAAGAUGGGUCCUCAAAACGAUCCAACAACCGUCGUGGAUUCUCGAUUAAAGGUUCACGGAAUACAAAAACUGAGAGUCAUUGACGCAUCUAUUAUGCCAACAAUUACUGGAGGAAAUACGAACGCGCCGACGAUAAUGAUAGCCGAAAAAGGUGCAGAUUUCAUCAAGGAGGACUGGACGGUUAUAGAAGAUAAAGAUGAAUUGUAGAAGAAACAUAAAUUAUGCUAUUUACAUACAAA
Pogonomyrmex barbatus (red harvester ant) is the source of this 2175-nucleotide messenger RNA. Its product is annotated as glucose dehydrogenase [FAD, quinone]. NCBI's taxonomy places the organism in Eukaryota, Metazoa, Arthropoda, Insecta, Hymenoptera, Formicidae. The record is from RefSeq and is a predicted model, not a curated record. Gene Ontology annotation, molecular function: flavin adenine dinucleotide binding; oxidoreductase activity, acting on CH-OH group of donors.